Messenger RNA from Chaetura pelagica (chimney swift), 2317 nucleotides. It is a transcript of the gene BAP1, whose product is annotated as BRCA1 associated protein-1 (ubiquitin carboxy-terminal hydrolase). Gene Ontology annotation, cellular component: cytoplasm. The transcript has 18 exons. Gene Ontology annotation, biological process: ubiquitin-dependent protein catabolic process; protein deubiquitination. The record is from RefSeq and is a predicted model, not a curated record. Gene Ontology annotation, molecular function: cysteine-type deubiquitinase activity. Lineage: Eukaryota; Metazoa; Chordata; Aves; Apodiformes; Apodidae. The coding region runs from base 1 to 2151 and encodes 716 amino acids.
AUGUGGGACCUUCAGGGGCUGGUGGCAGCAGGUCUCUUCACACUCCUCGUUGAAGAUUUUGGGGUCAAGGGGGUGCAGGUUGAAGAGAUUUACGAUCUGCAGAGCAAAUGCCAAGGCCCUGUGUAUGGGUUCAUCUUCCUGUUCAAGUGGAUCGAGGAGCGCAGAUCACGCCGGAAGGUCUCUACCCUGGUGGAUGAGACAUCUGUGAUCGACGAUGACAUCGUUAAUAACAUGUUCUUUGCUCACCAGCUGAUACCCAAUUCCUGUGCCACCCAUGCCCUGCUGAGUGUCCUCCUCAACUGCAACAAUGUCGACCUGGGCCCCACACUGAGCCGCAUGAAGGAUUUCACCAAAGGAUUCAGCCCUGAGAGUAAAGGCUAUGCCAUCGGCAACGCCCCAGAGCUGGCCAAGGCCCACAACAGCCAUGCCAGGCCGGAGCCGCGACACUUGCCGGAAAAGCAGAACGGUAUCAGCGCUGUGCGAACCAUGGAGGCUUUUCAUUUUGUCAGUUAUGUCCCCAUCAAGGGAAGGCUGUUUGAGCUGGAUGGGCUGAAGGUCUAUCCCAUUGACCAUGGUCCGUGGGCUGACGAUGAAGAAUGGACGGACAAAGCCAGAAGGGUCAUCAUGGAGCGCAUCGGCUUGGCCACCGCAGGGGAGCCGUACCAUGACAUCCGCUUCAACCUGAUGGCCGUGGUGCCUGAUCGGAGGAUGAAGUAUGAGUCCAAACUGCACAUCCUGAAGAUGAACCGCCAGACUGUGCUGGAGGCCCUGCAGCAGCUUAUCCGAGUAACUCAGCCUGAGCUGAUCCAGACCCAGAAGUCUCAGGAGGCUCAGCCUCCCGAAGAGGCAAAGCCAGCCAGCAGCAAGACCGUGGCUCCAGAGAGCUCCCAUGCAGAUGGCACUGAUGAGCCCACCAACCAGGGCCAACCCAUGGCCACGCAGAGCCCACCUAGCAAGUCCAAACCGGUGGCCAAGACAUCAGUGAGCAAUGUCAACGGGGCACCUCCAGCCAACCCCAACCCCAUCGUGCAGAGGCUGCCAGCCUUCCUGGAUAAUCACAACUAUGCCAAGUCCCCCAUGCAGGAGGAGGAAGACCUUGCAGCAGGAGUGGGGCGCAGCCGGGUCCCAGUCCGACAGCACCAGCAGUACUCGGACGAUGAGGAUGACUACGAUGAUGAUGAGGAGGAGGAUGUUCGUAACACCAACUCAGCCAUUAGGUACAAAAGGAAAGGGCAGGCAAAGCAAGAGCACGUGGCCGGGGCUGCAGAUGGCCAGCUCUCUGUCCUCCAGCCCAACACCAUCAACGUCCUAGCUGAGAAGCUGAAGGAAUCUCAAAAGGAUCUUUCCAUUCCCCUGUCCAUCAAGACGAGCGGCGGGGGCACCGCUGUGGCAGUGGUCACCCACUCCCAGCCCUCUCCCACCCCCAGCAACGAGAGCACAGACCCCGCCUCCGAGAUCGGCAGCGCCUUCAACUCCCCGCUGCGCUCUCCCAUCCGCUCGGCCAACCCCACCCGCCCCUCCAGCCCCGUCACCUCCCACAUCUCCAAGGUGCUCUUUGGGGAGGAGGAUGGGCUGCUGCGUGUCGACUGCAUGCGCUACAACCGGGCUGUCCGGGACCUGGGGCCCAUCAUCAGCACUGGGCUGCUGCACCUCACCGAGGAUGGUGUGUUCUGCCCACUGGCUGUUGCAGAUGGGGGGAAAAGCUCCACCUCUUCCAUCAAACCUGGUGAAGAGGCCCCGGUCGCAAUCAAACUGGAGGAGAAGGAGGGCAGUGAGGGCAGUGACAGCAAAGAGAAGGUGGGACUUGGCAGGACCAGUGAUCACCCUGGGGGGGAAAAGUAUUCUCCCAAGGAGCUGCUGGCGCUGCUGAAGUGCGUGGAGGCAGAGAUUGCGAACUACGAGGCCUGCCUGAAGGAAGAGGUGGAGAAGAGGAAGAAAUUCAAGAUCGAUGACCAGAGGAGAACCCACAAUUACGACGAGUUCAUCUGUACCUUCAUCUCCAUGCUGGCCCAGGAAGGCAUGCUGGCCAGCCUGGUGGAGCAGAACAUCUCAGUCCGCAGGCGGCAGGGAGUCAGCAUCGGCCGCCUGCACAAGCAGAGGAAGCCAGACCGCCGGAAACGCUCCCGCCCCUACAAAGCCAAGCGUCAGUAGCCUGGGGGUCGAGACUGUGAGGAGAAGCAGCUGGAUUUUGUGGCACUGGGCAGGGGCAUUUGGAUCUAUGAUACCCUUUGCCCAAGGAAGGGGGACCACAGCAACAAGCCCUCGGCCAAGGUGGAGCCUGUGGACAAAAAGAAAUUGGGCUUUUCUCUGAGCCCAA